GAUUUCGGCUAAAGAGAGCUUCCCUCCCUCUUAACAAAUGCUGCCCUCAAGCAUUUUACUUCUCUGAAAAAAACCCCAAAUGUCCGAACGAUACUUGUAUCUGUUUUCUCUCAAACGAUAAGACCCAAUAAAACAGAAAAUCCUCCCCCAAAUUCACAAUCAGAUCUCCUGUCGCUCGAAGCGUUUUAGGAUUUCAGCUCCAAUUCCUUCCCCACUGACAUGACCAUCAUCUUUGCGUUCUAUGUGCAAGAUUGGUGAUAUCAACCGCCUUUUUCCUUUCAAAUCUGCACUGGUCUUUUGGAGAUAAUUCGAGGGCAUCUGAGGAACCAGGACCACUUACGGCAUGGCCAAGCACCAUCCUGAUCUUAUCAUGUGCCGAAAGCAACCAGGAAUUGCCAUUGGGCGUUUGUGCGAGAAGUGCGAUGGGAAAUGUGUGGUCUGCGAUUCAUACGUGCGGCCUUGCACACUCGUGCGUGUCUGCGAUGAAUGCAAUUACGGCUCCUUCCAGAGCAGGUGUGUCAUCUGUGGAGGGUUAGGGAUUUCUGAUGCAUACUACUGCAAGGAGUGCACUCAGCAGGAGAAAGACAGGGAUGGUUGUCCGAAGAUUGUCAAUCUUGGGAGCGCUAAGACUGAUCUCUUCUACGAGCGUAAGAAGUAUGGUUUCAAGAAAAGAUGAAGUAAAAGAAAUUCUGGCUACUUUCUCCUCAUCUUUCUUUUUCUUCUUUUUACUAGAAGAGAGUCGUGUUCAUUGCACCCGAGGAAACCAUAGAGUUACAAUCCAUGCCCUACGCUAAUUAGUUAUUCUGAAUUACAUUUUGAGCUGCGCAGAAACAAAACUUACAGCUGGUAUGGGAACUAAAUCUUUUCAUCCUCUGCAUUACUUAAUGAGCACAACUUCAGCCCAA
Magnolia sinica is the source of this 905-nucleotide messenger RNA. RefSeq names its product PHD finger-like domain-containing protein 5A. The record is from RefSeq and is a predicted model, not a curated record. Gene Ontology annotation, biological process: mRNA splicing, via spliceosome. Gene Ontology annotation, cellular component: U2 snRNP; U12-type spliceosomal complex; catalytic step 2 spliceosome. Bases 344 to 676 code for a protein of 110 amino acids. Lineage: Eukaryota; Viridiplantae; Streptophyta; Magnoliopsida; Magnoliales; Magnoliaceae. The transcript has 3 exons.